GCGUCAUGAAGAUGAAAAGUGCCUAAUCCCCUUGUGGAACUCAAGUCUAACAGACACACAUACAGAAUCCUUGCUUUUGGAAAGACGUCACACACAAGCGCGUCACUCUCUCUGACUGAGCGCGGCUUUACAGCGGGAAGCAGCGGAUGGGAAAGGAAGAAGAGAGAGAGGGAGGAUGGCGAUAAACGCUUAUUGUUCUUGAGGAGCCUGAACUGGAGGUGUGGCAUCUGCCGGGCGUUGUCGUGGAGACAGAGUGCUGGCUGUUCCCUCUUCCCCUUAGCUGAUCACUCAGACGCUGAUCACAGGGACAUUGAUCCUUAUGGCAUCAAGAACAGCAGCCACAGGUGGCCAUGCUGUUCUCUCCGUUCUCUUGUGCUCUGGGGCUCUCCCUCCUGCCACUCCUCCUGUUUCAGUGCCCCGUCCAUGCCUGCCCUGCCCGCUGUGAGUGCUCUGUGCCCACGCGAUCUGUGUCAUGCCAUCGCAGGCGGUUAGUGCAGGUGCCUGAGGGCAUCCCGAUAGAAACAAGGUCCUUGGACCUCAGUAAAAACCGGCUGCGCAUUGUGACGCCACAGAACUUCUCCUCGCUGCUACUGCUAGAGGAGCUGGAUCUCAGCAACAACCUGUUGUCAUCUGUGGAACCGGGCAGCUUUCGCACUCAGCCGCGGCUACGCUCUCUCCGGCUGCGCAGCAAUCAGCUGACCCUGCUGCCGCGCGGGGCGCUAGCUGGCCUCAGCGAGCUCACUCUGCUGGAUGUCAGUCAAAACCGUCUUGUUAUUCUGCUGGACUACGGCUUUGAAGAGCAGAGGAGGCUGCGGGUACUAGAGCUGAGUGAUAAUGAGCUAGUGUUUAUUGCCCCACGGGCGUUCAGUGGCCUGGCGUCCCUGCGCUCUCUGACGCUGCAGCACUGCAACCUGAGCUCAGUGCCCACACAUGCUCUCGCACAUCUGCAUGGCCUGAACACCCUGCGGUUGCGGGACUUGGGCAUCGCAGAGCUUCAGGCACACGCCUUUAAGGGUCUGCCGCGACUAAAACACCUGGAAGUGGACCGCUGGCCUUUGUUAGAGGGGUUUCCAACCUCCACUUUGCAGGGGCUGAACCUCAGCACACUGUCCAUUACCCACACCAACUUGACGUCUGUGCCAGUUGUGACGCAUCUGUUGUAUCUAACACAUCUCAACCUGUCUUACAGCCGUAUACGGGUCCUGCCAGCAGGGUGGUUGCGGGGAAUGGACCGUCUGGAAGUUGUACGUGUGCGACAGGCUAACCUGCUCAGUGUGGAACCUCAAGCCUUUCAAGGAGCCUCCUCGCUGCGUAUUCUUGACCUUUGUUACAACCGUCUCUCCACACUUGAGAGGAGCGUUUUCCCUGCUUCCGUAGCCCUGCAGAGUCUUCUGAUUGGUCAGAACCCAUUAGUGUGUGACUGUCGUUUACGCUGGCUCCUGGAGAAGACUCCACCUUUGCUGUACGGGGAUGUUCAACCUGAAUGCAGUGCUCCUGCCCCCUUGGCUGGGAAGCCUCUUAGGGACCUGAUAGAACCUCAAAUCUCUCGCUAUGUUAUCUGCACCAAACCCAGGGUCAUCUCCAUGGCAACCUACCCGUCACAGGCAGAAGAAGGGCAGAGAGCUUGGCUAUAUUGCAGUGCGGAUGGGGCUCCACCUCCCUCUGUGUCAUGGCUGACACCGCAUAGACGGCACAUUACCACAAAGAGUACGGGAAGAGUGGUGGUCCACACCAAUGGCUCACUAGAGUUCCGCAUGGCAGAGCCUCAGGAUAGCGGCAUGUAUGUGUGUGUGGCAUCGAACCCAGCGGGCAAUGCUACUCUGUCUGUAAUGCACGCAGUUAAAAGCUCGGGAAUCAGGGACAGAGCCCUUUAUGCCAACCGAAGCUUUCUUUUUGACCCCGACUACAACAACUCCUUGAUUAAUGGCACAGAGGAGUACACCAUCAGAGUAGUGCUGGAUAUCACCACCAUCCUGGUCUCCACAGCAAUGGGCUGCCUCAGCUUCCUGGGCGUCGUUUUGUUCUGUUUCUUGUUGUUGUUUGCAUGGAGCCGUGGCAAAGGGAAACACAGAGGAAGCGUGGACAUUCAAUAUGUCCCACGAAAGAGGAAAGGUGCAAACUCAGAACUUACAGAAACAAGCGGGCCCAGACGAGUCAACAUGAAGAUGAUCUGAACUUUUUACAAGAACUUCACGGGUUGCAUGGUUAUAUGUGCGUAUCUGUUGGACUUUGUGAGUCUUUGGGUAUAUGUGCUGCAAAGGAUGUAUUAAAUCAUGAGAGUUUACACGUGGUAUCCCAAUGAAAAGAAAGCAAAAGAAAAACACCAAACCAUAUAAUUCGCGUCUUCUGCAAUGUUUUGUAUAUGGAAAGCAUUAUUUGGACAGUGCAGACGUGAUUAAGCUCAAGUUGUUGUAUAUAUUUCAUAUUUGUGGGAAAGAAUGGUAUAUUUCUAUAUAUGAAUAUAUCUAUUUACAGAUACAUUAAAAUUACCUUUCAAAACGCUGCAAAAACUCAAAGUUGUCUUCCCCAAUAAGCAAAGUAUCUACUGGAAAAAGCCUCGGCAGUGCUGUGUUGUGAAGUGUUUGGUUUUGCUCAGAAUUCCUGUUCUCCUGGGACAUCCUCUUCUUAGCAGAACCUCUGGGGGAACCGGAGAGUUUUCUGCCAUUUUGUUGUAAAGAUGUUAAAAUGCAAGAAGCCGCUUGACAUGGUGGGUUCCAGGGGCUGUAUUCGUGACUCAGUGGAAGUCUGUGGAACUGUGUGAAAAUGUUCUUUUCUUUUCUUAUGUUCUGUCAAAUGCUGCUGAAAUGUUUUUACAUUCUAAAUAUCUUGUUAUAUUUUCCAAAGAAAAUAAAUAUAAAUCGUACAGCUUGAUAA
Molecule: messenger RNA, 2874 nt
Organism: Rhinichthys klamathensis goyatoka
Lineage: Eukaryota; Metazoa; Chordata; Actinopteri; Cypriniformes; Leuciscidae
Gene: lingo2b
Product: leucine rich repeat and Ig domain containing 2b
Exons: 2
Coding region: 351-2174 (607 amino acids)
Molecular function (GO): protein binding
Source: RefSeq, a predicted model, not a curated record